UUCCUUACAGGGCACUUUAUUUCCUUAAAGCUGCAGGGUUUUGUAAUGGCUCAGUCUCAAGUGGUGUGUUUGGAGGACAAUCAUGUCAACGAGAAAAUUCCCGAGACAAAACCCGAGUUUUACUACAGUGAGGAGCAACGGAUAGCCCUCGAGCAGCUGCUGCAACAUGGAGAAACGGGUUACCUGAACAGCACGAAACAAGACAAGAUCCGGCACUUUGUUUCAGCCAAGGAGAGAGAGAAACUUCUUCAAACUUUCCAAAAAUAUGAUCUGGACAAGGAGGAAAGUCCGAUCCAAACGAAAGGCUCGAAGAAAGCCAAAAGUGACUCGGAGGCGCACUCAACUUACUGGCCGGCGCAGUCCGACACAAAAAUACCUGAACUGGAUAUCGGCUGGCCAGAGGCGCUUUAUUACAAGGGGGCGACACGGGUGACAGUUCAUACCCACCCACCUAAGGACGACGGGCCGCACAUCAAGCAAGUGGUCCGACAGAUGAUUCAAGGGGCACAGAAGGUGGUGGCCAUAGUAAUGGAUGAAUUUACAGACAUUCACAUCUUGAAGGACCUUGUGGAUGCCAGUUAUAAAAGAAAAGUGCCAGUCUACAUCCUCCUUGACAUAGAACAUGUCUCAUCUUUCAUCCAGACAUGUCGGCAACUUGAGUUGGGCGAAAUACAUCUGAGAAACAUCCGGGUCAGGAAAGUUGAAGGUUUUGGGAUGUACCUCUCCUCUGGGAAAGUACCAGGAAAAAUAUCAAGCAAAUUCAUGCUGGUGGACUGUGACAAGGUCAUGACUGGAACAUACAGUUUCACAUGGAUGGCUUCUCGUAUUGACCGGAACGUCAUUACUGUAAUGAAUGGACAAAUUGCCGAUGUAUUUAACCGGGAUUUCCGGGAACUGUAUGCUGUUUCAAAGACUGUGCAUAUAUUUAAUGAAUUAGGAAUCCCUGUUCCACCCAAACCAGUAAAAACAGAGUCCAAGGCGGAUGUUAAGCCCACAACAAAAGUCACAUCUCGCUUUGAGACAGCGGCAGCCAACAAUGGCUUUUUAAAUGUUGCUGCCCCGGCAUACAAAUUCAACAACCCAAAGUACAACUUGGUCACUGGGAAUCCCUUACGCAACUCUUACCAGAAUCUGGCCAAGGUGGGAGGAUCGGUUGGAAACGCUGACUCUCCUGGCAUCAUGCGCCGCUUCCUGCAAGACAGCAAAACAACUACUGCCAGUCUUUGUGAAGCAGACAUUAAGAAGGUCCCCGAAAUUGCACAGCCUAGUGAGGCUGAGACCAAGAAGAAUUCUGCAAAUGUACCACCCUCACCAGCCACACCAGGUCCAGAAACGGGAAGGAGGGACAGCUCAGUAAAGAAGAGGUCUAUCAUUUAUAAAAUAUUCAGUGGCAAACAAAGCAUAAAGAACAACCAAAACACUCCCACUAUCAACAUCAGCCAGGCCAGUGGAAGCCAAAAAAGUCUUGAUGUGUUGAAGGAAGAGGUUCCAAAAUCAGAUGGCAAAGAGAAACCUGGAAAGACAUUAGAGGGCUCAGUGCAAACUUUGACCUCUUUGGUUGAAGAUGGAAAGGAAAGUCCAAGUCCAAGCAGAUCCAAGGACCGCAAGAAGGGAAAGAAGGAUUGCAUCAUGUCUUGAGACAAGUGAAAAAAAAAGUAAUAAUAAUGACAAAAAUGUAAAAAACAUGCAAGAAAAAAUGAAGCAAUGUGCUUGUGGUUUGGAAUGUCCCAGAAAACACAUUCAGCUGUUGCCAAUUCUUCAAGGAAAAGUAGAUUUUUUGGUCAUUUUUAAAAUGUGGUCAUUAACUGGAUAUGUUUAAUGGCCAGUUGUUUAUUACUUAUGAUGAAUAAGUGUGGUGGGAAGAGUUCAGUAUUCUUUUCUCGUAAAGAAAGCAAUACAGACGAAAAGAACAUUGCCACAAACAAACAGUCCAUUCCAGAGUGAUGACAUUCUUGUGGCUGAGGUAAUGAAACUGAGUUAAUAAUGAGUUAUUAAAAAUAACCCCAAUUCCCAAAAGACGAUCUUCUAAGACACCUGGAACUUCAGGAAACUAACAUGGAAAAGCCGACCAGGUGUGGAAGACUUAACUGACUGGAAUGACUUUGGGAAUGUUGGGAUCAUUCUAGAGAGCACCAUUACCUGAUAGUGGAAUGAAAAAUGUUGGGGUGAUGGGAUUAACUCUGUGUCAGUGUCAUACUUGAAAAAUAGUUUGUAAAUAGAAGAUUAGGAAAUUAAAAAUUCUGCUAGAACUUUGCUGUUCUAAUCACUCUCUCUUUGUCAGAAUGAGGCUUAUGAGGCGACCCACCAUACAUCUGUCACUAGUAUGGAUAGGCAUGAUGGACUUCCCCAGAAGGUCUAACACUUCUAUCACAGUACCUCAAUGGAGAAAAAAAUGACAAAGGACAGUCAUUCCUUUUGCUUCAAUGAUGAUCUCGCUCACUGUAUACACAACCAUAACUGAAUUGAAGAAUGGGGAGAAAUGCUUUCUUUCCUAGGUGGAUUUCGUUGGCCAUUUGAAUUUAUGGGACAAUAACUUUCUAACCAUCAGGAGGAUGCGCUCUGAGGAUCACACCCUUACAAUUCUGGACACUUUACCCAUUCAAUCGGUGGUUCAGUUGUAAGUCAACCAAUCUGCAAUUCUAUUCUUGUGCCUUAAACACAAAUCUUUAGACUUGUAUUGCAAUCGUGUUUACAUUCAGUAAUUGAAGAUGUGAGUUCCAAAACCUGCUAAUUACACCUUUUGGUAAAAUUUAGUGAACACGUGAUUGUGACUUUUCAUGCAGUUGGUCAUGCGCCGAAAAUAUGUUUGAGCUUCAAAACCUGCUAACUGCAACAGUGUAGCGCUAUAGUUUUAGGGAUUUAGUUUCAAAAUUUGCUUACGGACCCAGAUUUUCCUAUUUAUCUCCAAAAUGUAUGUUUUGUACUUAGCUGAUUUUGGAACUGAGCUCUUCAAUUUUUCUAGUAAUAAUGGAUAAUCUAAGCUUGAAUGAAUGGGUGGAUUUUGACAUUUUAGAAGCUCCUUUUACCUCUGGGAUAUUUCACAGCGUCAGGCUCUAAGGGCUGUCAUGUUUAUUUUUUUAUGGCUUAAUGUAAAGGAUGGUACACGUUCAUCUGAUGUCAUUGGAUUGUGAGACGGUGCUGAAGAAGACACGACGCAUCAUAGCGGUGGACCUUUUAUAAACUGAUUUCAGUUUAACUAUGAAUCAUGACAUCCAACCAACCAAAAUUCAAUGGACUCCCAUUUGUGGGCGACAGAGGGAAACUUCGGAAGGCUGUUAUAUUUCUAAGGGGUAGCUAAUGUUGUCUACAGACAUCUUUGAAGUCAACAUUCCUGAAUGCGUCUCUCACAGGAAAACUGAGUGUCUCACUUUAGCGGAGUCAUUUUGUUAUAUAACAUUCUUAGGGCAUCUGAAAAUGUUUCAAGUGAAUAGAAGGUACUUGUCA
Erpetoichthys calabaricus (reedfish) is the source of this 3444-nucleotide messenger RNA. RefSeq names its product family with sequence similarity 83 member Fa (gene sack1fa). Lineage: Eukaryota; Metazoa; Chordata; Cladistia; Polypteriformes; Polypteridae. The record is from RefSeq and is a predicted model, not a curated record. The coding region runs from base 46 to 1638 and encodes 530 amino acids. The transcript is spliced from 5 exons.